AGGAUUGGUGGAGCGUAGGCCAGCCCAAGCUCCUGGUGCACCGCAGAGAUGGCGACUGCAAUUCGGCUGCUGGGGCGGCGAGUUUCCAGCUGGAGACUGCGGCCAUCACCGUCGCCCCUCGCUGUCCCGCAGCGGACCCACUCCAUGUUGCCUGUGGACGAUGAUAUCAACCGGCUAAACGAGGAGCAGAAGCAGCUUCGUCAUACUGUAUCUAAGUUCCUUCAAGAGAACCUGGCCCCCAAGGCCCAAGAGAUUGAUCAGAGCAACGACUUCAAGAACCUGAGAGAGUUCUGGAAACAGCUGGGGAACCUGGGAGUACUGGGCAUCACAGCCCCUGUUCAGUAUGGUGGCGCUGGCCUGGGCUACCUAGAACAUGUGUUGGUGAUGGAAGAGAUAUCCCGGGUUUCAGCAGCAGUGGGGCUCAGCUACGGUGCUCACUCCAACCUCUGCGUGAACCAGAUUGUUCGCAAUGGGAAUGAGGCCCAGAAAGAAAAGUAUCUUCCCAAGCUCAUCAGUGGCGAGUUCAUCGGAGCCCUGGCCAUGAGUGAGCCCAAUGCUGGCUCUGAUGUUGUCUCCAUGAGGCUAAAAGCAGAAAAGAAAGGAGAUCACUACCUUCUGAACGGCAACAAGUUCUGGAUCACCAAUGGCCCUGAUGCUGAUAUCCUAGUUGUCUAUGCCAAGACAGAUUGGACCGCUGUGCCAGCUUCUCGGGGCAUCACAGCAUUCAUUGUGGAGAAGGGUAUGCCUGGGUUUAGUACCUCGGAGAAGCUUGACAAGCUGGGCAUGAGGGGCUCCAACACCUGUGAGCUUGUCUUUGAAGACUGCAAGGUUCCUGCUGCUAACAUCCUGAGCCAAGAGAGUAAGGGUGUCUACGUACUGAUGAGCGGGCUGGACCUAGAGCGCCUGGUGCUGGCAGGUGGGCCCCUUGGGAUCAUGCAGGCUGUCCUGGACCACACCAUUCCCUAUUUGCAUGUGAGGGAAGCCUUUGGCCAGAAGAUCGGCCAAUUCCAGCUGAUGCAGGGAAAGAUGGCCGACAUGUACACCCGUCUCAUGGCAUGUCGACAGUAUGUCUACAAUGUUGCCAAAGCCUGUGAUGAGGGUCACAUCACUGCCAAGGACUGUGCCGGGGUGAUUCUGUAUGCAGCGGAGUGUGCCACACAGGUAGCCCUGGACGGCAUUCAGUGUCUAGGUGGAAAUGGCUACAUCAACGACUUCCCCAUGGGCCGCUUUCUUCGAGAUGCCAAACUGUAUGAGAUCGGAGCUGGGACCAGUGAGGUGAGGCGGUUGGUCAUCGGCAGAGCUUUCAAUGCAGAUUUCCGCUAGCCCCGCAGCCCGUCGUCCCGGUCCAGCACCGAGAGGCCUUUCUUUGGAAGCAGAGACGUGGCAGCCCUCUGACCUGUCUAAGCUCAGCUGCUCAGCUGCUCUUCUCAUGCCAGCCCUUUGCCCUGCGUGAAGUCGGAUUCUCCAGCCAUGGCAGGCAAUCUGUCAGGAAAGCCUAAAAUGACUGCUAAAAGAACUUUGGCUUUUCUGGGGUUUGGGGGGAGAGCGACAGUGUCUGCGCCAUUGCUUUCUACUUCUGAGGGUGAUAACCUCACCCUCUGGGGUAGCAUAUGACAGGUACCCUCAGGCAGGGAGUCCUUUCUGUUCAAGUGUAACAGAGCCAUUGCCUCUGUCAAUUGCCAGGUGCUUGUGGUCUCUUUUUCUUGAGAAAAAGGCAAAAACCUUAUUCUUCUUAGCUGUUUCCCCAAGAGCUAGGCAGCUCCACAGUGCCUGUGUGGCAAACCCACGAAGGGCAGAGUCCACAGUCUAGGCAAGACAGCACAGAAGAUUGGCUCCCUGGUGUACCUGAGUCUGUCUGCGUCACUCUGUCACAGGCUAGCACUGGGCCUGCUCAUGUGACCUCCUGCAGCUGACUGGGCAGCAGGCACAGGCCCUGUGGCCCAGCCUGGGUUGCCUGGCUCAAUUCCAGCCUUGCUGCCUCUGUAUAUUUCUCUAGACACCCCGUGGCUAAUUGUGUUACGAAGGCACAGCGUCUGCCACCAUUUUGUAUUAAACAUACCGCAAAGUAAACCCUUCAGUGCCCAAAGCAGUAUUCGGGAGGGGAAGCAAGCCAUUUUGCUGGGGCCCUGUCUGCAUCCUGAGAAUGUCCUUGAAGAGCCCUGCCCUUCAGCCUGCCCUUUGGGAAUGGGACCGGAGGCCAGAAGAGGAAGUCUCUUCUGGUGAUUUUUCUUUUUCUUGUGUGUGAAACCAUACCUGGGCUGUGUUAGGCAGGCACUGUACCACUGAGCCAGCUCCUUACCCCUACCAACUUCUCCAUGGUUUUACUUUAGUCUCCCUGAGGCUGAGACUAGCUUGGAACUAAGACCCUGAACAAUAGAUCUGCCCCUAUCUCUUGAGUGCUGGGAUUGCAGGCAUGAGCCACAUGCAACACCCUGUGCUUUUUCUUAAAGGAAAGUGUAGAGAGGGAGAGGGGUGUCAAGUGUGGGAAGACAGAAAGAGAGUCUUAAGUUUCUGGAGCCUGGCUCUGAGAGUUUUGGGGGUUUUUGUUUUUGAUUCAGAGUCUAACCUGUAACUCAGAAUCCUCCUGCCUCUGCCUCCUGCCUGCCAAAAUUAUAUACAUGAACCACCA
Messenger RNA from Mastomys coucha (southern multimammate mouse), 2629 nucleotides. It is a transcript of the gene Ivd, whose product is annotated as isovaleryl-CoA dehydrogenase. The transcript is spliced from 12 exons. Gene Ontology annotation, molecular function: 3-methylbutanoyl-CoA dehydrogenase activity; flavin adenine dinucleotide binding. Gene Ontology annotation, biological process: L-leucine catabolic process. Bases 49 to 1323 code for a protein of 424 amino acids. Gene Ontology annotation, cellular component: mitochondrion. Lineage: Eukaryota; Metazoa; Chordata; Mammalia; Rodentia; Muridae. The record is from RefSeq and is a predicted model, not a curated record.